Molecule: messenger RNA, 2562 nt
Organism: Ordospora colligata OC4
Lineage: Eukaryota; Fungi; Microsporidia; Ordosporidae
Exons: 1
Coding region: 1-2562 (853 amino acids)
Source: RefSeq, a predicted model, not a curated record
AUGGAAGUUGAGCUUAAAGAUGAAGUGAAGCGAGUUUUUGAAAUAAUUCGGAUGAAUCUGGCGUUUACUGGAACGGAUGGCACACCAAGUAAUGUUGUUAGUGCAGUUAUUGACACUGUUUUAGAGCUGGGGAGGAAGAAUGAACAUACGAGAAUAGAUGAGCUUCUCCAAAUUAUUCUUGCAUAUAAAGAGCAUGUGGAAGAUGGAGUGUGUGUGAACGAGCUGAUUCGAAUGAUAGUAACGAGAUUUGAUGAUGAUGCGAUUUGGAGGCAAGGAUUUCGUCUGAUGAAGCAUUUUGUGAAUGUAAGAAGACACAGUAUUGAGCACAUGAAGAUUGUAGUGGAGGAGUGUUUUUUGAAGAAGGGGAUGAGGAAGAAGGCAGUAGAGUUGAUUGAAAGCUACCUGAGUGAGGAGAAGUUUUGUGAAUGGUUUGUGGAGUAUUUACAAGAACUUGAUGAUAUAAACUGGAUGAGACAUGUGAACUGUUUUUUUAAGUAUUUACAUGGAAAGAUUGAUGUGAGAAGAAAUCUUGGAGAGAUGAAAGACAAGUUGAUGAGGGGACGAUCUGGAAGUAUGGAUGGGAAGCAGAAUUUGCUGGAUGAUUCUGAAAGAAAGGCGCUGUAUUCUGAAUGUUGUGAUUUGUUGUAUAAUUAUACUGCUGUUGAGAUGAGUGUUGAAGAUGUAAACGAGGAUGUUUUUGAGUAUGUUAUUCGUGAGCUUGAGGAUCUGUUUGAAAUGGAGCAUAUGAGGGGAGGAAAGCUCUUGAUGGUGUUUUCUAUGAUUUCAGAGAAGGAUCUUGGGAUUUUUUUGAGGAGUGGAAGGCACAUGAUGAAAGUAAGUAUGAGAGUCAAGUGUGCGAUUAGAAGGGAGUUUGAGGAGCGUAAGCUGGACAACGAGCAAGUUUAUGAGUUUAUCAGGUCGAUAAGGCAUCUUCUUGGAUCUGAGUUUCUUGGGCUUGUAAGAUUUAUGGGAGAGAAGUAUAUUGAGGGAGAUAAUAAGUAUCAGUUUGUUCUUGGAGCAGUGGGAGUGAUGAUGGGUAUUGAGGAGCUGCUUGGGAUGUAUGAUGAUGACUUGAUUGAUGUAGAGAGAUGGGCUCCUGUGCUCAGGGCAUCAUGUAACAGCGAUAUUUGGUUUUUUAUGAAGUUGUAUAAGAGAGUGAUUGAGAAUGAAGGCAAGAAUAGCAUGAAGAUGUGUGUUUUGCUGAACUGUUUACCAGCAUUCUGUAAUUAUUGCUCUGAUCACAGUGGAAUGAUUGGAGAAUUUAUAGAGGUGAUGAAGAUGGGCUUGAGUAAUAGAAAUGUUGUGAGUUCUGUUUACAACGGAUUGAAUCGAAUGAUACACUCACACCAAAGCAAUAUCAAAGGAGGACUGGCACUUAGGAACAGCAUUGCUGCAGAGGAUUCGAAGAGAAUACUUGAGGUGAUUUUUUCAAGUGGGAUUGGGCUUGAGAUUCUGUGCAUAGAGAGUGGAGAGGGAUCUGAGGAACUGGAUGUGCUUCUGCAGAGGCUUUUUGAGGUUGAAGAUUAUGGGAUUUGUGAGAAAGUUCGUGAGUAUAUUGUUUAUCAUCCAAAGAUUGAGUCUAUUGGGGUUGGAAGAUGGAACUUAAGUGGAGUGAGUGAUACGUUAAGGGUGGCAAGGUACUUUGUUGGCAGGAUGCACAGCGACUUUGAGUUCUAUGGGAAGUUGAUUGAGUUUGUGCAGAGCAGCGAGAGUGGGAUUCAGAAGCGAGCGUACCAAUUAUUGUGCUGCAUGAAGAGAGAGCAGAAGAUUGAUCUGUGCAUAUGUGACAGCAUGUUUUCGCAUGAGGUUGUAGAAAACCUGAAAGACUCAUCACUGAGAUGGAGGAUUCAACUGUUGUAUGAGAUAUACAAGAAUGGAUGUGGAUGCUUUGAUGGAAGGAGGAAGGAAUAUUUCAAUAAGAUGAUUCCGGCACUGGUUAUUGGGAUGACUGUGAAGAAUGUAAAGGCAAGAAAGGCAAGUGAUGAAUGCCUUGGAGAGCUUGUGAGUAUGCUUGAUGAGGAGCUAUUUGAGUAUUAUUGUAAGAUGCUUUAUGCAGGGAUGAAGUCUGAGAACGUGGAGCUAAGAAGUGGAAUACUUGAAGCCACGGCCUGUCUGAUUGAGGAGCACAGUGAAAGACUGAGUGAUGAGUAUGUUGGAAGGAUGUAUGAGGAGUGUGUGAGCACAAGUAGGCUUGGUAAAGAGGGAGUUUUACAUGUGCUUAGGUUUUUAGAUGUGCUUAUUGAGAUGCGCAAGAUAGAAUAUUCACUCUGCAUUGAGAUUCUUGAGCUUUAUGCAGAUAAUUUUAAGAGGAGAUAUUUAGAGGAAAUUAAGCAGGUCGUUAGGAAGUUGAUUUCCAAGGGAGUGGAGCUGUCUAAGAGGUUAAUCAAGAUCCUGAAUGAAAGAAAGCCAAUGGAUGUGGUUCCCAGGCUUCAGAUAACAAAGAAAAACGAUGUAGUGUUUAUGGAGAGUAAAAGAGGAAAACAUGUAGAACGCAAAAGGGGCGUGAGUGCUAAACCAAAGCAUGUGAAAGGACGAUCACGAGCAUGUCGUAUCAAGAAAUAA